AUGGAGUUCCUCAGACUCCAACAGGGAACCAUAACCCUCGUGGAAUAUGAACGCAAAUUUGAGAAAUUAUCAAGAUUUGCUCCACAUCUAGUGAAUACGGAAGAAAAGCUGGCUAGAAGGUUCGAGCGUGGGCUUCAACCUUAUAUUCGUGAUAUAGUACAGAAUAACGGUAAAAGAAAAGGGAAUAAUGCACCAAAGAAAGGAAAGACAGAGAUAGUAGGAGUUGGUGGUGAUAAGCGUUGUCCUAAGUGCGAUAGACCUCACAAUGGAAAAUGUCUAUUGGAAAAAAAUGUUUGUUUCAAGCGUGGGAAAUCAGGACAUUUUGCUAAAGAAUGCCUCCAAAAUCAGACACAGAAGGCUGGAGAUGACAAGAAAGGAAAAGCAAGAGUUUUCUCUUUAUCCGGGCAAGAAGCAGAGCGAGACCCUAAUGUCCUCGCAUGUAUCGUCUCUGUUUCCAAUAUGCCUGCAUUCAUGAGAAUUGAUGGUAGAUGUAUAGCGGUAGAUCUAAUUAUGUUAACGAUGAAAGACUUUGAUGUUAUCCUUGGUAUGGACUGGUUGUCUAAAAAUAAUGCAACUAUUCAAUGUACUGAGAGAAUGGUGAUUUUUCGAAGACUGGGCGAGAAAGAGUUUCGCUUUGUGGGAACUGAGGCAAAUACCUUGUCUCCUAUAGUGUCAACAACUCAGGUUGAAAGGACGCCAAAAAAGGAAUUAGGUCAAAGAUUUCUAGUAUCGAUGACCAACAUUAAACAAGAUAAGUUGUCAGCUGAGGAUGUUCGAAUAGUUCAGCAUUAUAAAGAUGUUUUUCCAGAAGAUCUUCUAGGUGUACCACCAGACAGGCAAGUAGAGUUUACCAUCGACUUAGUACUAGGAGCAGCACCUAUUUUAAAGGCUCCAUAUCGUAUGGCACCGUUGGAACUGCAAGAGUUGAAGUUUGCAAGGAGCCAUGGGAAGCAAGUUAAAGUUCAGCACAGAUUUUCAUCCUCAAAGCGAUGGACAAUCGGAGUGGACUAUACAGACUCUGGAGGAUAUGCUGCGUGCCCGUGUCCUUGA
Messenger RNA from Olea europaea var. sylvestris, 1050 nucleotides. RefSeq lists its product as uncharacterized. The transcript is spliced from 4 exons. NCBI's taxonomy places the organism in Eukaryota, Viridiplantae, Streptophyta, Magnoliopsida, Lamiales, Oleaceae. The record is from RefSeq and is a predicted model, not a curated record. The coding region runs from base 1 to 1050 and encodes 349 amino acids.